Messenger RNA from Musa acuminata AAA Group (dessert banana), 794 nucleotides. Its product is annotated as late embryogenesis abundant protein At5g17165-like. The record is from RefSeq and is a predicted model, not a curated record. The coding region runs from base 166 to 555 and encodes 129 amino acids. NCBI's taxonomy places the organism in Eukaryota, Viridiplantae, Streptophyta, Magnoliopsida, Zingiberales, Musaceae. The transcript has 2 exons.
AGUGGUUCACGGCGAGUAGGUGGGCGAUUACCGCGGGUCCUCUAUAUAUUUGCCGAAGAAGGGGGAAGGCAGUGGAGAGCGCGACCUUCUUCUUUGAUCCUCCGCCCCCUCUUCCCGACAAACACAGCGCUCUCUGCCUACUUUUAGAUCUCAUCUCUUCUUUGUAUGGCAGCCAAUUCGAAAGCGCCAGCGCUCGCUGCAGGGUUCGGAAAGCGAUUCGUCAGCCAGAUCUGGGCCGCUCCGGCUCCCGCCGCCGUCGCCUCUCUGGCACCUGUCUUUUCCAGGAGGAGGGCCGUGCACGUCUCGUCGUACGAUAAGAACGUUGACGAGCUGGUGCCGCCGAGCGUGGUGCCGGACCAUGUGAUCGACGCUAACUCCGACAAGUAUUGGAGCCCCCACCCCACCACCGGCGUCUUCGGACCGGCCGACGAGGGCAGUGCCUCCGCUGCUGCCGGCGAGAAGGUGGCGGCCGCUCCAGGCAGCGGCCCGUCUGCGCUGGACCAGACCGUGUGGUUCCGCCCCCUGGAGGACUUGGAUAAGCCUCCUCAGCCCUGACCGCUGCAUCUGUCGCCUCUGCGGGAAUAAAUAACAGCGAGCAAUAUGUACCUCUAUGCUUGUGUUGAAUGCAUGUUCAGAACUCUUUGCUUGGAUUCAGUAUGGCGUGCUAUGGUAACGAUGAUGAUGAUGAUGAUGAUGGUGAUAAUGUAAAUGGCGUGCGGUACUGCGUAUCUUUGUUUGAUCUUUUCUGUUAUAUGCAUUUAAACUGCCAACUUAAUCUGCAGAUUUCCUUUGAA